AUGCCGGCAAAAUCGUCGCGGGAUGACCUGGAGGCUCCGCGGCCUGCGCCACAGGCCAUGGAUCAACCUCACCGAGACCGAGGGGAGCUGCGCCUGGGCUGCCCAAUGCCGCGCGCCUCUGAAACAGGUCCGACGAUGCCAGGCCGUGUGCAGGCAGAGCAAUUGAGCAGUCAGGAGUUUCAUGGUGGUUUGGCUGCGGGAAACGUCGUGCAGCAAGAUGCCAUGCCCCUCACAGCGGAACUGGAAGAACUGAUUGACAAGACCAUCACGGAAAUCCAGGAGUUGGAGAGCCAGGAGCGGCUAUUUCUCUUGCAGGAGUCAGACUCCUCCCAGGAUGCCAGGGCAGAGCUCCGGCAGAACUUCUCCAAGGUGGAUGUUCUCAGUCCGCCUCAAAUACCUCGGGCAAAGCGUCCGGUCACAACAGGAGCUCGUGAAGCUGAAGUGGAGGCUGUCGAGCACUGCCGGCGAUUCCUGGCACAAGCCUGCCGGCCACAGGUGAAGAUCAGGACACCCUAUGCAGUUCCGAAGUUCGAUUUGACGGAUGCGGAACUCAGACAUCCUUUCGAGAAGUCUUUGGAGUCAAUGUCCUUCGACCCUUUGGAGUUCCGGAUCCUACGCCGAUCUGCAUGGUGA
Molecule: messenger RNA, 633 nt
Organism: Symbiodinium sp. CCMP2456
Lineage: Eukaryota; Dinophyceae; Suessiales; Symbiodiniaceae
Source: the annotation of a GenBank genome assembly